Molecule: messenger RNA, 5685 nt
Organism: Caenorhabditis angaria
Lineage: Eukaryota; Metazoa; Nematoda; Chromadorea; Rhabditida; Rhabditidae
Source: the annotation of a GenBank genome assembly
AUGCUGACGAUUUGGUAUAAGGUAGGAUCUGAAAAUUCAAGGAAAAUGAUCUACGUAUCUGAGAUGUUCUGAAAAUCAUUCAAAUCUGAAAAUAAGCUAUUCUUGGAAAACAAUUUGUUUAAGAAAAAGUAACUCUUUUUUUUUAGGAAUUACUGUAUCUUCGCAACAAUAAUCCAAUAUUUAUCAUUGUUUACAUUUGUAUUUUAUCAAUCAUUUAUAACAUUCAUACCGCAGUUACUGUAAGUCAAUAAAAACAUAAAUUUGUAAAUAUUGGAUUAAUAAUUCCAGCCGAUUUCUAAAACGAAUGAAGGAAUUUAUGAAUUUGAUUCGAAUGGAGAAGAUUUGAUUCGAUUUAUUGGAGUUGGAAUAUUUAUACCUGAAGAUGUCAUUGAUUAUGAUGCAUCAACUUCUAUUUUAAAAUUUCAAGAAAUUAUGAAAAAUCUUCCAGGUUUGAAGUUUUAUAGAAAUUCGGUUCAUGUUCAUCGGGAAUUGAAUACCAAUAACGUGGAAGUUGUUAUUCAUUUUUCAAAAUUUGAUAAAGAUGGUGUUCAUUAUGAUUUUGUCACUGAAACCGGAAUUUUCAAUAUGUAAGUUUCUAUCUUACAUUUACUUGAAAAAUAUUCAAAAAAAUGUUUCAGUGCAAAUGAAAUACAAAAUCUAUCUUGGCAAAAAAUAAUAGAUGCAAAUGAAGUUGCUAACAAAAUAUUCCUAUUAUUUUUUGGCGCAAAACAACAUAGCUCUAUUCGAAUUAUUUAUCGCGAAAAAUAUGGAAUCGAUAAAAUUAAAAUAAGAUAUCAAAAUGAUAUAACAUUUAGUUGUAUUUGUCUGAUUCCAUUCUUUUUCGUAUUUAUAAAUUCAUGGAUUGAUGAACACAAAUCAAAAAUGUAUAUUACUUUGGAAUCUGAUGGAAUAUCAAAACUCAAACUUAUGGUUGCAAAAUAUAUAUUUUAUUAUGUAUUUUCGAUUUCUGUUUCGAUGAUUUUUUGGAUUCCAAAUUCAAUUUUAUCAAUUACGACAAUUGAGCAGAUUACAUUGAUAUUUUCAUUAAUAAUGGCAUAUUUGGCAAUCUCCACAUUACUUGUUGUUAUUUUUUUCGAUUCAAAAAUAUAUCCAAAAUUAUUUCUGGUACUUUAUUCAAUUAUUGGUGAAUGCAGUUCAAAUAAUAGUUUUGCUAAUUAUUUUUCGAUCAGAGGAUUAAUUGGAACAUUUCCAAACGCAGAAGUUGGAUGUUAGUUUUUUUUUCAAACUUUUUGAAAUUUAGAUUAUCUAUGAAAAUCCAAAUAAGUUUCAGUUGGUAUUCUGAAUAUAGCAAUAAUUUGUGGUAUUUCUUGGAUUCUCCUAUUUUUAUCACUUUAUAUUGAAAUAUUGACAACUUCAAAAGAAUCACUUCCUUGGUAUUUUCCAAUUUCACGUGGAUUUUGGAAAAUAAUCGAACGAGAUUAUCAAAUGGAUCAAUAUUAUGAUGAACAAAAUGUUAAAAUUCCAGCAACACCAAAAGAUGUGAGAAAUUAUAAAUUUUCAAUCAUUCUUGUUCAUUUAAUUUUUCAGGGUUCCAAAAUGGAAAUAAUCAAAAAACAAGUGAAAACCCAAUCUUCAGAACCAUUCAUAUUUUUACAUGGAAUUUGUAAGAGAAUUUCAAAAAUAUGGAAAGUGAAUGAAGUAACAGCAAUCAUCAAAUUUGAUCAAUUAACUGUUCUUUAUGGAUAUCUUGGAUGUGGUUCUGAAGAAAUAAUUCAAAUGAUCAAAGGAUCAAUCAAUCCCGAUUUUGGAUCAAUUGAAUUCGAAAAAACACAAAGAGAUCUGAAGAUUGUUGAAACUUGUGAAGUUCCGAGUGUGAAUUAUUUGAAUGUCAAAGAAUAUCUAAAAUAUAUUGGGAGAUUGAGAAAAUCAGAAGUUGAGGAACAAGAAAUUAACGAAAUGUUAACCGAACUCAAAUUGGAAAAUUGUGAAGAAUAUGUGAGAGUUUUACUUUUUUGUGUAUUGUAAAUCUAGUUUUGAUAUAUUUUCAGACUCUUGAUAUGCUUUCUACAACACAAAAAGAGAGACUUCGAAUUGCUGCUGUUUUCAUUGGAAAUCCGGAUAUUGUUUUAAUAAAUAGACCAACAAUUGAUUCAUUUCCCGAGAAAAAAUGUAGAAUAUCAAAGUUCAUUGAAAAAAGAAAAUUCAAUCGGUAAGUUUAUGGCAUAGGUUUUGGUUUAUUUUCAAUUUCAAAUUAUGUUGCACCAGAAUUUCAAAAAAAAAAACAUUUCUUGUGUGUUUCUACAGUAAUCCCAAACAAUCUGUUCAUACUGUACACUAAACAUUGUUCUCAAUUUGUUAGAAUCUUCCACGUAAUUUUUUACAAUUCCGAUAUGUCACAUAAUUCGAGGAUGACAAAAAAUACAGUAAUAUUUAACGUGUUAUGUUUCAGUUCAAUUAUAAUUGUCACAUAUGAUGCAGAAGAAGCUGAAAGUAUUGCUGAUCAUAUUAUAUUUUUGAGCGAAGGAUAUGUUGUUUUGAAUGGUCCUGUUGAAGUUUUUCGUCAACGAAUCAAUUCAACUUUUGAAAUUCGCAUUUGGCCUAUGAAAAUAUUUGGAGAUAAAGAAAUACUUGAUAUUAUUGAUCUUAUUGGUGGAUUUGAUAAGAAAAUGGCAACGUCGAUCAAAUUUGUUGAAACUCCAAACGGAAAGUUGAGAAUUUUCAUUCCAUUCGAAUUUCGAAAAUUGUGAGUUCAAUUUUUCUUUCGUUAUGGGUGGAGUGGCUGAAAAUACUAGCAUACAUACUAUUUUUUCGACUUUCAGAAUUCCAACCAUUUUCGGAAAAAUUGGUCAAAAAGUUGAUGAAUUACAAAUAAGUUUUAUUGAAAUGAGUCGUCCAACAAUUCAAGAUGUUUAUGAGAAUGCUUGCUAUGAUCCAAAACAAUAUACACCAAUUCAAAAUUAUGAUGCUCUUGCUGAAUAUUAUACUCGGCGUAUGUUUGGAAAAUAAUUUUAUCAAGCAAAAUCAACAUUUUUUCAGAAAACAAGAAAAAACAAUCUGGAUUUUUCUUUUUAUUAGUUAUUCGACUUUUUCGAGAUAUUCCAACCCGAUUUAUUAUUAUUUUUUCAUCAUUGAUGUUCAUAUUGGUUUUGACACUUUUCUUGAUUCUCCACUUUUCUGGUAAUACAAAUUAUUCAAAGAAAAUUACGAAAUAUUUGUUACAGGUGUUUCUGAUUUCGAUCCAAUUCCUAUCAACAUCGAGAAAACAUUCGGGUCAUUCAAUUCAGCAAGUAAGGGAUAUUUGAAAACUUCAAAUCAAUUAUAUUUUCAGACAUGGAAAUCCAUGAAAAUUCAAUUAUUCUCCGUGCUUUUGUAUCUACAACAUCUAAAUUAUAUAUCCAAAAUCAGGCGUUAUUGGAAAUGUUUAAAAUGCAGAAUAUAACUAUUCCACAAAUAACUAUUGAUUACAAUUUUCAAAGUACAGAAGAUAAUUCAAUCAACAAUUUUUAUGGACAAUUAUCAGCUUAUCAAACAAUUAAUUUAUUUUCAAAAUCUGGAAUUUUACUUCAUAUAAUUGGUUUAUUUCAAAUAUUUCUUUAUUCAAUAUCUACAGUAAUACCAUCAAGUUUAUGGCGACUGAAACUGAGACCUACAGUAAGACUAUUUUUUAUAUAAUUUCAGAAAUAUAGCUUUGAAAUUUUAGAAAAUGUUAUUUCCUUGGCCAAAAUAUGGAUAUUUUUUGAGAUUAGCAGUUGUAAAUAUUAUUCUAUUUUUUAUAAUUGAUUUGAUUGCAAUGAUUAUUUUAAUUGCUUUCGAAUUUAUAUCAAUAACAUCGGCUGUGUAAGCUCAUUCAAUUCGAAAUUAUCAGAAAAUUCCAAUCAAUUUUUCCAGCUAUUUUUCAUUCAUUUGGUUUAUUUCAUUUUUAUCAAUUCUUCCAUUAAUCUACACUCUAAUUUUCUAUAUUCAAAGUAAUCGAGCAAUUUCAAUUGUUUUUUCGAUUUCAAUUUUUGCAAUUUCAAUUCCUUGUUUGAUUUGUAUUUAUGAUGAAAACGCAAAUAUUGUUCCAAAUGAUGUAAGUUUAAUUUAUUGAAAUUAUUAAUAAAACCUAUUGAAAUAUUUCCAGACUUAUCUCAUACUUGUGUCAAUUAUUUGUUGGAUUAGUCCUCCAAGCGCAGUACAAAUUCUUGCAGUUUUGUUGAAAGAAGAUUCAAUUGAUAGUGACAGUGAGUGAAUUCCAGAUGCUGAAUAAUCAUACGUUUCCAAAUUCAAUUUCAGAUUUAAUAUUAGUUUCGUUGGCUGCAUGUUUGUAUAUUUGGAUUCCAAUAAUAUUCAUUGUGUUAUUAUGUGUUGAUUUCAGUUAUAUUCAUCAAUAUUAUAUCAAAACAAAAAUAAAAAUAUCAGCUCCUUUUCAAAAACAAUCAAUUGUUCGUCCAUCUUGUCAUAUCAAAGAUGGUUUUAUUUUUGGAGCAUAUUUUGAUGAUGGAACAACAAAAAAUAGCAAUAAUAAUUCUAAAAAAUCAAAUGAAACAACAAAAAUGGAAUCAACUGCAUUAACAAGUCGAAUGGAAGGUGGAAUUGAUGUUGAUAUUCAAAAUAUUGCACAAUCUCCUAUUUCUUCUUCUGCUUAUUCUUUGGAUGCUGAAACAUCAUUUAUAACAAUUCGUGAAGAAGAUAUUAUCAAAAAUAUAUCUGGAACAACAGUUUGGUAUGAUCAACAAUCAAUUGAAAUUAAUAAUAAUUUCACAUUAGUUAUUGGUGAUCAAAAUUCAUUAAAAACUCAUAUAUUAGAAGCAAUUGCUGAAGGAAAUGAUAAGGAUUGUAAUAUUUCUUAUAUUCCAUAUCAUGAUUUUCUUCCAUCAAUUUUGACAGCUUGCGAGUUAUUAGAAAUUGUUGCUGCUGGAAGAGGAAUUGAAAUUGAUCGAGGACAAAUUGCAUUUUUAUUCGACACUUUUAAUAUGUUCAAUGUUACAAAUGUUCAAAUCAAAUAUUUAACGUGAGUUGGAAUUCAAAAUCAUCGCAAAACUUGUGAUUUUCUCACAAAAUCAAUUCAAAAAUUAUAAAUCUUGAAAUAUUUUGUUCGAAAAGUGUCUCAUUCUUUUUAUACAGUAAUCCAACAAUUUCACAUAUUUUCAGUGAUGCCGAACGUCGUGUUUUAGCUUUGUUGGCAAUGUUAAUGCAAAAACCAUCAAUGAUUAUAUUCGAUCAAACAGAUAUGUUUAUUCCAACUUCAAAAAUGAUAACUAUUUGGUCAAUAUGCACAAGAUUGAAGGAAAAUGGUGUCGCAGUUAUUUUUACAACAAAUAAUGUUCAAAAUGCAGAACAUACAGCAACUAAUUAUGCACAUGUUUAUAAAUGUCAAUUUGUAUCAAUGCAGGCAUCACAAAUUAUUAAAAGCCGGUUUGUCAUUUUUUAUAAUUUUAUUUAUUUUCAAUGUUUCAAUUAAUAUUUUAUUUCAGAUUAUCGAGAAUUCUUGUUGAAAUUGAUUUGGUUCGCGAUGAGAAUUGUUGUGUAGCAUUGAAACAAUUACAAGAUUGUUUCAAUGGUUCAAGAUAUGUUGAAACUCGUUGUGAAACUCGAAAAUGUUUGAUUGUUGAGAAUGAUGAUUUUGAUACAAUUACUCAAUUAAUUCGAGAACUUGAAAAACAUUGGAGACAAUUUAUGAGAUAUUCAUUGAGAUCAACUAAUUUCGAUGAAUAUGUUGCAAAUUCGUUGACCAGAAAUAAAUAA